AUGGCUCAUAGCUUCCUUCUCUUCCUCUUAUUCUCUUACAUUAUAUCUACAAAUAUUCAUGCCUGCAAACAAACUGAACGAAGCUCCCUCAUAUCCUUUGCCUCCACUCUAUCUUCUCCUCCUUUAAAUUGGAUAUCCAUUGAUUGCUGUUGUUGGAAGGGCAUCACUUGUAAUCAAGAUGGUUGGGUCACCCAUUUGCUCUUGCCUUUCAAAGGGAUCAAAGGAGGUAUCUCUCCUUCACUUGGAAAUCUCACACAUCUCACCCACUUGAACCUUUCCCACAAUUCACUAUAUGGUUCACUUGAAACUCAGUUCUUCUUGUCUUUGAAUCGACUCGAGUUCCUUGACUUGAGCUAUAAUCUUCUUUCUGGAGAGCUACCAUUUUCUCUACUAUCCAGCAAUAUACGGACAGUCGAUUUGUCCAGUAAUCACUUUCAUGGUUCAAUUCCAUCUUCAAUCUUCCAACGAGCAAGCAACUUGACUAGUUUCAAUGUCAGCAACAAUACUUUCACAGGGUAUGUCCCAUCCUCUAUUUGUCUCCAUUCUUCUCCCUUUGUUAGGCUAUUGGAUUUUUCUUCCAAUGAAUUCAGUGGCAACCUUGCUCUUGGGCUAGGGGAGUGUUCCAAACUUGAGGUUUUUCGUGCUGGUCACAAUAACCUUUCAGGUUUACUUCCAGAAGAUAUCUAUAAUGCUACCACACUUGAAGAAAUUGCAAUACCUCUCAAUUCACUACGUGGAGCCAUUAGUGAAAAAAUUGUCAACCUCACCAACCUUGCAAUCCUUGACCUCUACAUUAAUGAAUUGAGCAGCGAGCUUCCUUUCAAUUUGGGGAAGCUCUCCAAGUUGAAGUUUGUGAACCUUGAUUUCAACAAUUUAGAAGGUGCUUUGCCCCCAUCUUUGAUGAAUUGCACAAACCUUAUAGAACUACAUUUGGGAUUCAACAACUUGGAAGGAGAUAUCUCCAUGCUUGAUUUCUACAGACUUAGUCAACUCACAAAACUUGACUUAAGGGUGAAUAGCUUCACUGGUACGUUGCCAACAAGCCUUUACUCAUGUAGGUCCCUAAAAGCCAUUGGAUUGACAAGAAAUCAUCUAGAAGGACAAAUACAAGCCGAGAUUCUUUCAUUGAAAUCCUUAUCCUUCCUCUCGCUUGGUUACAAUCGAUUCACCAACCUCACAGGGGCAAUGAAGAUAUUAAUGAGUAGCGAAAGUCUUCACACACUCUUGCUUACUGGUUCCUUCGUAGGUGAGGGAAUGCCUUCUGAUGAUGACAUGGUUGAUUUUGAUGGAUUCCAAAAUCUUUGGAUGUUGAGUUUGGCCUAUUGUGACCUCACUGGUCAAAUACCUGUGUGGUUAUCAAAGCUAAAAAAUCUAGAGCUCUUGAGUCUAAAUUUUAAUCAAAUCACAGGGCGAAUUCCAAGUUGGCUAGGAACUCUUCCUAGACUGUUUUAUAUCAACUUGUCAUACAAUCGAAUUUCAGGUGAAUUUCCAAAGCAACUUUGUAGACUACCAAGUUUGGUUUAUGGACCUGUUGCAUCUCAAGUAGACCAAUAUGAAUUUGAAUUGCCUCUCUUCAAAAUCACAGGUAGACGACAAACUUAUCCACCGCGCAGAUUGUCUUACUUUCCAGGAUUGAUAGACCUAUCUCACAAUAACAUUUAUGGAGAUAUACCUACUGAGAUCAGCCAAUUACAGCUUCUCCGCGAAUUGUAUCUUAACUCCAACAACUUCGCCGGCGUCAUUCCAGACCAAAUAUCUAACCUAAAAGAUUUAGAGGUUUUGAACCUCUCCAUGAAUCAUUUGUCUGGAAAAAUCCCAUCGUCUUUGGUGAGCCUUAAUUUUUUGAAAAGGUUUGAUGUCUCAUGCAAUAAUCUCCAAGGACCAAUACCAACAAGCACGCAAAUCCAAAGCUUCAACACUUCUUCCUUUGAGGGGAAUCCAAAACUUUGUGGUGCUCCGCUUCCAAACAAGUGCGGACCAAAUAAGGGCAUUGAUGAAGAUAACAAGAACAACAAAGACAGUGACAAUUGGCUUCAUCAACUUCCAUGGUUUUAUAUUUUCGCUGCAUUGGGAUUCAUCGUGGGAUUUUGGGGAGUCUGUGGUUCUUUAGUUAUUAACAAGACAUGGAGAUACACAUAUUUUCAAUUCAUCGACACGAUGAACAGAAGGCUUAGAGGCUAA
This is a messenger RNA of Prunus dulcis (almond), 2181 nucleotides long. Its product is annotated as receptor-like protein 3. The record is from RefSeq and is a predicted model, not a curated record. Gene Ontology annotation, molecular function: receptor serine/threonine kinase binding. NCBI's taxonomy places the organism in Eukaryota, Viridiplantae, Streptophyta, Magnoliopsida, Rosales, Rosaceae. Bases 1 to 2181 code for a protein of 726 amino acids. The transcript has a single exon.